Molecule: messenger RNA, 2257 nt
Organism: Abrus precatorius (Indian licorice)
Lineage: Eukaryota; Viridiplantae; Streptophyta; Magnoliopsida; Fabales; Fabaceae
Product: ruBisCO large subunit-binding protein subunit beta, chloroplastic
Exons: 14
Coding region: 292-2082 (596 amino acids)
Biological process (GO): protein refolding
Cellular component (GO): chloroplast stroma; cytosolic ribosome
Molecular function (GO): ATP binding; ATP-dependent protein folding chaperone
Source: RefSeq, a predicted model, not a curated record
AACCAAUACCAAAUCCUACUAGCAUGAAGGGAACACAAGUUCUAGAGCAUUCCAAUGUACGACAACAAUACCCAUCCACGGUUGAAAUCGAACGGUCCAGAUGAAACAGAAGCUUCAAGAUCAAUGAUCAAACCUCACAGCUCCUUCAGCAUUGUAAUAAUAAAAACCUAAUCCCUCUCUCACACACUUCCCUCGACGACUCCACCUUCGUUCGUUAUCCAUAACAAUACUCCUCAACCCUCCUUAAACCCUAGCCACCAUUCAAACCAAUUCGAUUGAAUUAGCGAAUCCAUGGCGUCCACCUUCUCAGCAAUGUCCUCCGUUGGCGCUUACAAGCUCUCCUCCUCCGCUUCCAUUUCCUCCUUUCCUUUCGCCGGUGGCCGCCGCCGGAGCAACAGUGUCGUUCUCUCCAGGCGGAGCCGCAACGCUAAGGUCUCCGCUAUGGCUAAGGAGUUGCAUUUCAACAAGGAUGGCACCGCUAUUAAGAAGCUUCAGAGUGGUGUGAACAAGCUUGCGGAUCUGGUUGGGGUUACUCUUGGUCCUAAAGGAAGGAAUGUCGUUCUCGAGAGCAAGUAUGGUUCACCCAAAAUUGUUAACGAUGGUGUUACUGUCGCUAAAGAGGUUGAGUUGGAGGAUCCUGUUGAGAAUAUUGGUGCAAAGUUGGUGAGACAAGCUGCGGCGAAGACGAACGACUUGGCUGGCGAUGGAACCACGACCUCGGUUGUUCUAGCCCAGGGUCUUAUUGCAGAAGGUGUUAAGGUUGUUGCAGCUGGUGCCAACCCUGUGCUCAUCACUCGUGGCAUUGAGAAGACAGCGAAAGCUCUUGUAUCUGAGCUAAAACAGAUGUCAAAAGAGGUUGAAGAUAGUGAGUUGGCAGAUGUGGCAGCAGUCAGUGCAGGGAACAAUUAUGAAGUAGGAAAUAUGAUAGCUGAAGCAUUGAGCAAGGUUGGUAGAAAGGGUGUUGUGACACUUGAGGAGGGAAAGAGUGCUGAUAACAGCCUAUAUGUUGUUGAGGGGAUGCAAUUUGAUCGUGGUUAUAUCUCUCCUUACUUUGUUACUGACAGUGAGAAAAUGGCUGUUGAAUAUGAGAACUGUAAGUUGCUGUUAGUUGAUAAAAAAAUAACAAAUGCUCGGGAUCUUAUUAAUAUACUGGAGGAUGCCAUUAGAAGUGGAUACCCUAUUUUGAUUAUUGCGGAGGAUAUUGAACAAGAAGCUCUAGCAACUCUCGUGGUGAACAAACUUAGAGGAUCACUGAAGAUUGCAGCACUUAAGGCCCCUGGAUUUGGAGAACGCAAGAGCCAGUACCUUGAUGAUAUUGCCAUCUUGACAGGAGGUACUGUAAUCAGAGAAGAGGUUGGCCUUACUUUGGACAAAGCUGGGAAAGAGGUUCUGGGACAUGCUUCCAAGGUGGUGCUCACCAAGGAUACAACCACAAUUGUUGGUGAUGGAAGUACCCAGGAAGCAGUGAACAAGAGAGUUUCACAAAUUAGGAACCAAAUUGAGGCUGCAGAACAAGACUAUGAAAAGGAAAAGCUGAACGAGAGAAUUGCAAAAUUGUCUGGUGGUGUGGCUGUGAUACAGGUUGGAGCACAAACUGAGACAGAGCUCAAAGAGAAGAAAUUGAGAGUUGAAGAUGCUCUCAAUGCUACUAAGGCAGCUGUUGAGGAAGGUAUUGUAGUUGGUGGUGGGUGCACUUUGCUUAGGCUUGCAUCAAAGGUGGAUGCAAUCAAAGAUAGCCUUGAUAAUGAUGAAGAAAAAGUUGGAGCUGAUAUUGUGAAAAGAGCUCUUAGCUACCCUCUAAAAUUAAUUGCCAAGAAUGCCGGUGUAAAUGGCAGUGUUGUCAGUGAGAAGGUUUUGUCUAGUGACAAUCCAAGAUAUGGAUAUAAUGCUGCCACUGGAAAAUAUGAAGAUUUAAUGUCUGCUGGGAUCAUUGAUCCGACAAAGGUGGUCAGAUGUUGCCUGGAACAUGCAGCCUCUGUGGCCAAAACCUUCUUAAUGUCAGACUGUGUGGUUGUUGAGAUAAAGGAACCCGAGUCUGUUCCUGCUGGCAACCCCAUGGACAAUUCAGGAUAUGGUCUCUAGAGCAACGGCUGCUUCCGUGAGAACAAUAUUUUUUCCCCCUCCGAUGAAGUACAAAAUUGGUAGCUAUUUUAUUUGUAGCAACAAAUCCAAAAUGUACUACGGAUACCUGUAGUGUGGUGAACUAGAUAGUGAUGCCCCCUUUAUCUUUUUAAAGUUAAUAAUCUACAAAAUUUUG